Microsporum canis CBS 113480 is the source of this 1149-nucleotide messenger RNA. RefSeq names its product NADH-cytochrome b5 reductase. Lineage: Eukaryota; Fungi; Ascomycota; Eurotiomycetes; Onygenales; Arthrodermataceae. The transcript has a single exon. Bases 1 to 1149 code for a protein of 382 amino acids. The record is from RefSeq and is a predicted model, not a curated record. Gene Ontology annotation, molecular function: oxidoreductase activity.
AUGUUUCCUCGGGCCAUUCGUUUAUGUUGUCUUUCCUAUUCCCCGCGACGAUGUAAUUUUACGCCUCAACUCCUGCCGCGGAAUCUUCUUCGGAACUCAUCGACGACACCCCAGCGGCCACCGAAGGGCCCGGCAAGCAAGCUAUGGCUAACCGCCGCCGUUAUAGCUAUCGGAGCCGGUGGAGUUGGCGUAUACACCAGAUCCCGGGGGGAUACGUCUAGCAAUACCCUAGAUCCGGUCACAUUCACAAACUAUGAACUCCUCUCAAAGACACCUGUGUCAUCAACAUGCAGUAUCUUCAACUUGCGGCCAAAAAGGAAAGGAGGAAUAAAUGCGGAGGUCUACCAGGAUGCGUUUGAGACCGGAAUCUGGAGUGUGCAGUUUAAGCAACCUCAACUGCAGGUUGGUCGAGACUACACGCCUCUACCGCCUUCGGCACAUUUCUCUCUGGACGGAAACAAAGGAGACAACACGUCCCUCCAAUUUCUUAUUAGAAAAGAUGGCGAAGUCUCCAGCUACCUACAUGACUUAAAACCUGGAAGUACUGUGGAAUUGCGCGGACCCCAGAUUGGGCUCGAAUUGACACCGGAUGUCCAAGAGGUUCUGUUUAUCGUGGGUGGAACUGGCAUAGCUCCUGCUCUACAGGCUGCUCAUACGAUACUCAAGUGCAUGCGGCCAAGGGAAGAGACCAGAAUACAUAUUCUAUGGGCGAACAGGCGGAGAGAGGAUUGUCUCGGUGGUCGUAGCGAUUCCCCCGUUCCUCAGCGGAGUUGGUGGUCGAAGCUAUAUUUCUCCGCCAGCAUAAUAGGGACACCCAAAGAAACUAUGGAGGAGCAGAAGAGUUACAUUGUAGAGCAGCUGGAUGAGCUUAAACGCCUCUACCCCAAGAAAUUCACGGUUGAUUACUUUGUUGAUGAAGAGAAAACACUUAUCCGAAAAGACUCUAUUAUGAAAUAUAUAAACUCAAGAGCACAGCACGCUCUUGUGGGACCGAGAAAGAAGAAGCUAAUAAUUAUAUCCGGGCCUGAUGGGUUUGUCAGCUAUCUUGCUGGCCGCAAGAUGUGGCAAGAUGGACGGGAAGCCCAAGGACCACUUCGAGGGAUUUUGGGAGAAUUGAAUAUCACUGGCUGGUCUGUUUGGAAACUCUGA